AUGCUGGUAUCCCAGACAAAGAACGACGACGUCUUCUUGUCUUUCCCAGCGACAUUUUUGUCGGCUGGUGUUACUGUAUUUGGCCAAAAAGAGUUAAAAAGACCGUAAAAAUGUUGGGCCGUAUAGCGCCUGGUGUUUGCGCCCAGGUGACCAUGGUGGUCAACAACCAGCAGACGCGUAACAUGGCCACUUUGAAAGCCAUUUCCAUUCGCUUGAAGUCAGUUAAGAACAUCCAAAAGAUUACCCAGUCUAUGAAGAUGGUGUCAGCUGCAAAAUACACUCGUGCUGAACGUGACCUGAAAGCGGCGCGUCCUUACGGAGAAGGUGCUGUGCUCUUCUAUGAAAGGGCUGAGGUAGCGCCACCUGAAGAUGAGCCCAAACAACUUUACAUUGCCAUGACCUCCGACAGGGGUCUGUGUGGAGCGGUGCACACCGGAGUAUCCAAGGUGAUUCGUAACCGACUGAGCGAGCCCGGUGCGGAGAACAUAAAGGUUAUCUGUGUCGGAGACAAGUCUCGUGGUAUUCUGCAGCGGCUGUACGGGAAACACAUCAUUAGUGUGGCUAAUGAGAUCGGUCGUCUCCCCCCCACGUUCCUGGACGCGGCGCGGCUGGCGGACGCCGUGCUCUCCUCGGGGUACGACUUCGGCUCCGGCAAGAUCAUCUUCAACAAGUUCAAGUCCGUGGUGUCCUACGCUCAGGCGGACCUGCCGCUCUUCAGCAGGAAAGCUGUCGAAGCGGCUCCGAAGCUGGCGGUUUAUGAUUCUUUAGACAGCGACGUGGUACAAUCUUAUAUGGAGUUCUCUUUGGCCUCCAUGUUGUUCUACGCGCUGAAGGAAGGCGCGUGUUCUGAACAAUCGUCCCGUAUGACGGCCAUGGACAACGCAUCCAAGAACGCGGGAGAAAUGAUUGAAAAACUCACUUUGACAUUCAAUAGAACUCGCCAAGCUGUAAUUACCAGAGAACUUAUCGAAAUUAUCUCUGGUGCUGCUGCUUUGGAUUAAAAAAACAAUUAAAAAUCACCAAUUAACGUUUUUCGUAAUGACAGCGGUUUGAGCGGGAACGCCAUCUUAGAAAUUCAGCCAAUAGACAAUCAUGUUUUUUAAUUUUUUUUUAAAUACAGAUGCCGAUGUUCUCAUUGUUAGAAUGUGUUAAUGGAAACACGCAAUAUACUUACUGGCUUUAACAUCUUUCAUUAAUGUAUUUCGACAAUGAAACUGUUAUGUAAGGAUACAGUGGUGAAUAAAGUAUUGUAUAGA
Molecule: messenger RNA, 1256 nt
Organism: Papilio polytes (common Mormon)
Lineage: Eukaryota; Metazoa; Arthropoda; Insecta; Lepidoptera; Papilionidae
Gene: ATPsyngamma
Product: ATP synthase subunit gamma, mitochondrial
Exons: 7
Coding region: 111-1001 (296 amino acids)
Biological process (GO): proton motive force-driven ATP synthesis
Molecular function (GO): proton-transporting ATP synthase activity, rotational mechanism
Source: RefSeq, a predicted model, not a curated record